Messenger RNA from Helobdella robusta, 1425 nucleotides. RefSeq lists its product as hypothetical. The transcript has 10 exons. The annotation marks the transcript as partial. Lineage: Eukaryota; Metazoa; Annelida; Clitellata; Rhynchobdellida; Glossiphoniidae. Gene Ontology annotation, molecular function: zinc ion binding; peptide binding; metalloaminopeptidase activity. Gene Ontology annotation, cellular component: cytoplasm. The record is from RefSeq and is a predicted model, not a curated record. Gene Ontology annotation, biological process: peptide catabolic process; proteolysis.
UGGAAUCAUCCGAGACUCCCGAAAACUCUGAUUCCUCAACUGUAUCAGGUUCUCAUCCAUCCUGACUUCAAAAAAUUUAAUUUCUCUGGGUGGUCUUGCGUUGAAGUGGGGGUGAACGUCAGUACUGACUUCAUUGUUAUCAACAUCAAAGAACUUCAGGUGUCGAGUGUUGUCAUAGAAGUGAAGGAGUACACAAUCGUGGAAGCAUUGGAACAAAUGCACAUUCAACUGAAAUCCUUCGUAAUAAAGGGUGACAUGUUGUUCAUCAAUGUAUCGUUCCAGGGAAAUCUUGCAUUGAAACUGGCUGGAUUUUUCCUGAACUACUAUAUAAAUAACGCCGGUGAAAUAAGGUUACAAUUGGCAGCCACUCAGUUCCAACCGAUGUUUGCCAGGAGAGCCUUCCCCUGCUUCGACGAGCCAGACAUGAAGGCACGUUUCAAGUUCAGCAUCGUUAGGCCGAAUGAUUACAUCUCACUGUUCAACACUGAGAAGGUCCCUCGGGCAGUUUCUGCCAACGAAACCAUGGACAUCUUCAAGACAACCGUCAAGAUGAGUACGUACCUGGUUGCAUUCGUUGUUUGUGACUACGUGUCGAAAUUUCAAAUCAGCAGCAGUGGAGUCAAUGUUUCCGUGUACUCUCCAAAAGAAAUCACCAACCAAAUAAUUUUUUCUCUCAACACCGCCACUGAACUGCUCAACUUUUUUGAAGAUUAUUUUCAAAUCAAGUAUCCCCUUAAAAAAAUCGACCAUGUAAUUGUUCCCACUAUGAGUGAGGUGGCAAUGGAGAACUGGGGACUCAUAUUCUACGGACCGAAACACCUCUUCUACAAUGAGAGCAUCAACACCGAACAUGACAAACUGUUUACAGUUUUUUUCCUAGCACACGAGUUGGCACAUCAGUGGUUUGGCAAUCUUGUGACCAUGGAAUGGUGGGAUGAUCUAUGGCUGAAUGAAAGAUUUGCCACAUUUUUUCAAUAUGUUGGCGCCAAACACAUCUUUCCAGACUGGCCUCUAAAAGAAAAGUUCACCCUGAAACUGAUGGAGCCAGCCAUGGCGUCUGAUUCGCUGGAAAGCAGUAGUUCAUUAUCUGGUCCCAAACCAACGCUUGACUCUUCAAAUGUGGGGAUGCUAUUCAAUCAAAUAACCUACAGCAAGGGAGCUUCGGUUAUUUUCAUGUUGGAAAAUGUAGUAGGAUCCAAAAUUUUCAGGAAGGCUCUAACAAAUUAUCUAACUAGACAUCAGUUUGACAAUGUCAACCAUAACCAACUCUACGAUUCUUUCACUGAAGAAGUUGCAAGUGCAAAAGACAAAACGCACAUUAACAUAAGAAAAAUGAUGGAAAGUUGGACGCUGCAAGCAGGCCUGCCAGUGGUCAGCAUCAUCAGAGAUGGACGUAAUGUCACCUGCCACCAAGAAAGAUUCGUG